Molecule: messenger RNA, 411 nt
Organism: Orbilia oligospora ATCC 24927
Lineage: Eukaryota; Fungi; Ascomycota; Orbiliomycetes; Orbiliales; Orbiliaceae
Exons: 1
Coding region: 1-411 (136 amino acids)
Source: RefSeq, a predicted model, not a curated record
AUGGAACCAUUACUAUGUCCUAAUGCAGCGCAGGAAGCUGGAAUGGAACCGAAUCCCCUUCCAUCCACUACGAACCCUAAGUCUGAAAAGAGGGUCCUAGCUGCCUGCGAUGGCCCAUCGAACGACCCGGAUUCCUCUACUAUUCUUGAUGAGGGACUGGAUAACGCAAAUUCGAACAGUUUGAUCCCUACAAGUUGUGAUGACCCUUCUCUGUAUCCCGCUCCGCCUAUAGGCGGUGGUGGUCACACCUCCACGAGGAGCGAAAAGAGCUACUACGUUACUCUGGCUGGGAAUGCGACUCCAAAUUCCUCCAACCCCGUUUAUAGCGAUUCAGCCUUCUCAAAUGAGGAGCACGCCGCUCUACCCCCCCCUUCGGACCGCAAAUGCACACCCGAGUGCGAUAAAGAUUAG